Andrographis paniculata is the source of this 2429-nucleotide messenger RNA. RefSeq names its product pentatricopeptide repeat-containing protein At5g50280, chloroplastic. The transcript is spliced from 3 exons. NCBI's taxonomy places the organism in Eukaryota, Viridiplantae, Streptophyta, Magnoliopsida, Lamiales, Acanthaceae. Gene Ontology annotation, molecular function: protein binding. The record is from RefSeq and is a predicted model, not a curated record. The coding region runs from base 66 to 2429 and encodes 787 amino acids.
UUCCUCCUCCCUUCACUCUACUGUUUUCCGACAUUCUUCUUUCUUCUUCUUCAUCGUCGCCACCGAUGGCCUUGGCGGCGCCGGGAGGAGGAGGAGCAGUUCUUCCACCGUGUUUUUCUCGUUACCCAAAACGCUUCUUAAUCCCCCACAAAACUAGAAAAAAGUUAUGUAUCUUCUGUUCAUCCUCCAAUCCCACUUCUCCUUCCUCCAAAAUUUUCCUCCCUUUCUUGCACGUUCCCGCAAGGAACCAGGUCGAGAAACACUCCUCCCCACCUGAGGUUGAAGACAAUUCCGAUCCAAUUUUAAAAUUCCUCAAGUCCCGCGCUCCAAUUCCGGAUCCUAGUCAAGAAGGUAAAAUUUCACUUCAGAAGAAUCGAAGAUCUUCAUGGCAUCUGGCCCCUAAUUUCGCAGACGCGGAACCUGAAUCGGAAACAGAAACCAUAGCCGAGAAUCUUCAGACCGAUAAUAGAGAAAUUUCAUCCCCCGAAGUAGGGGGAACAGUGGGGGAAGUAUUAUCCAUUGCUAGGGUUUUGCCGGAAAACGUGACAAUAGGCGAGGCACUGGAGAUGCGCGGAAUUGAAUUGGGAGAGGAUGAGUGUGUGGAGGUUCUGAAAUUGUUGGGUGAAGAAGGCAAUUGGAUAAGCUGUCUGUAUUUGUUUGAGUGGAUGGGGUUGAGGGAGCCAUGUCUGGUAUCUCCUAGAGCAUGUUCAGUUUUGUUCACAGUUUUGGGGAAGGCAGGGAAAGGGGAAGAGCUACUGUUGGUGUUUAGGAAUCUGCCAUUUCAGCAGAAUAAGCAAUUCAUGGAUGUUCGUGUCUACAAUUCUGCUCUUUCAGGUCUAUUGUUUUGUGGGAGGUACGACGAUGCUUGGAAAGUUCUUGAGUCGAUGGAAAUGAAUAACAUCCAACCGGAUCAUGUAACAAGUUCGAUAAUGAUUACGAUCAUGAGGAAGAGGGGAGACGCCGCAAAAGAUGUGUGGCAUUUCUUCGAAAAGUUCAACAAGAAAAGGAUUGCGUGGAGUGUGGAAUCUGCCGGUGCUCUUAUAAAGUCAUUUUGCGACGAGGGUUUAAAGAAAGAAGCUCUUAUCAUCCAAUCCGAGCUCGAGAAGAGAGGGAUAUCGUCGAAUGCUAUCAUUUACAACACGAUUAUCGAUGCUUACGGUAAAUCAGGGCAGAUUGAAGAGGCGGAAGGCCUUUUUGCGGAGAUGAAAAUUAAACGAGUAGCGCCAACAGCCGCGACAUACAAUAUAUUAAUGGAUGCCUACAGUCGAAAAGUGCAGCCGGAAAUUGUCGAGAAAUUGCUUCAAGAAAUGGAGGCUGCAGGAUUGGAGCCGAAUGUCAGAUCGUAUACUUGUCUGAUUAGCGCAUACGGGAGGCAGAAGAAAAUGAGCGACAUGGCGGCAAACGCAUUCUUGAAAAUGAAGAAGGUCGGGAUAAAGCCGUCGUCGCAUUCCUACACGGCUCUUAUCCACGCGUACGCCUUAGACGGAUGGCACGAGAAAUCUUACGCGACGUUCGAUAAUAUGCUACGGGAGGGAAUAAAACCGUCGAUCGAAACGUAUACUGCCUUGUUGGACGCGUUCCGGCGCGCGGGAGACACCGAAACACUUACGAGUAUAUGGAAGAUGAUGAUGCGGGACAAAAUCGAAGGGACUCGAGUUACUUUCAACAUAUUACUCGACGGGUUCGCGAAACAAGGGCAGUACGUGCGAGCGCGAGACGUGAUUUGCGAGUUCGGAAAGCUCGGGAUUCAUCCGACGGUCGUGACGUACAACAUGCUUAUAAAUGCGUAUGCGCGGGGUGGGAUGGACUCGAAAUUGCCGCAGCUGUUGAAAGAGAUGGCUGCGCUCGGCCUGAAACCCGACUCUGUCACUUAUUCUACGAUGAUUUAUGCGUUUAUUCGUGUUCGUGAUUUCAGGAGGGCAUUUUUUUAUCAUAAGCAGAUGGUGAAGAGUAACCAAGUUCCCGAUGCGAGAUCGUAUCAGAAGCUCAGAGAGAUUUUGGAGGAGAAAGUCAAGACGAAGAAUCGGAAGGAUAAAAGCGCGAUUAUGGGAAUCAUUAGAAGCAGUGCUGGAUUGUUGAAGCAGAGGAAGAAAGGUCAGAAAGAUGAGUUCUGGAAACAUAAGAAACGAUUUCGAUCUCCCGGCUUCGAUCGAGAGUCGAGGUUAACGGAAAGAGUAUUUGCCGGCUCGGACACUGAUUGCCUUAUGCAGCACCGGUUGCAGCUACUGGCUCACUGUUUUUCCAUCAACAGAAUUGGGCGCUUCGCCAUCCAAUUGAUAGGGUUCUUUGUCGUGACCGUGUUCGUGUUCGUGUUCAUGUUCUCGACGUAUGAUAAAGGAGGCUUUGUCAUCAUGUUCGUGGGGGCACUCGGACACCAUCGACAACGACGAUGGCGACAGCAAAGCAGCAGAGGGUGCAAAGGAUGUUAG